Contarinia nasturtii (swede midge) is the source of this 1457-nucleotide messenger RNA. RefSeq names its product ribosome biogenesis protein WDR12 homolog. Gene Ontology annotation, biological process: ribosome biogenesis. Gene Ontology annotation, molecular function: protein binding. The coding region runs from base 142 to 1395 and encodes 417 amino acids. Gene Ontology annotation, cellular component: preribosome, large subunit precursor. NCBI's taxonomy places the organism in Eukaryota, Metazoa, Arthropoda, Insecta, Diptera, Cecidomyiidae. The record is from RefSeq and is a predicted model, not a curated record. The transcript is spliced from 5 exons.
UGUCAGUCUGUCAAAUGGCAUGGCUUUGAGUAGAAACGUGUAUUUGUUUUACUGUCACGAUACGUAAAAACACACAAUUUCAAACGGAUCUGAGGCUAUUUUCUUGAUAAUUGACAAAAAUAUUUCUAGAAGUUGGGAAAAAUGGAGAUUGAAACGGGCGAAGGACAGGUUCAAAUUCGUCUUAUCACCAAACAACAACAAUAUGCGGUGCCCGAUAUUCCAUAUUCGAUCGGUGCUAGUGUGUCCCAAGAGGAGUUGAAUACAUUUGUAAAUGCGUUACUGCAGGAAAAUGUCGAUGAAAAAAGUUCCAAACCAAUCAUUUUCGAAUUCAUCGUAUUGAACGAGUUCUUACGAUACCGUUUGAAUGACCAUUUGAAAGAGCGAUCGGUGUCGUUUGAAGAUGUUAUUGAAAUUGAAUAUGUCGAACGAUUCCCAGUGCCAGAGCCACAAGAUUGUUUACUUCACGACGAUUGGGUAUCUGCUGUACAAACACAUGGCAAAUGGAUAUUGACUGGAUGUUAUGACAAUACAGUGAAUAUUUGGCUGGUGAAUGGCAAGCAUUUAUUGACAAUACCGGGUCAUUCCGCCCCAAUCAAAGCCGUUUCAUGGAUUUCGAUACACGAUAAGGUGGCCACAUUUGCAUCGGCCUCACAAGAUCAAACAGUCAUGAUUUGGGAAUGGAAUAUCGAAACGAAUGCCGUCGAUUGUAUUUAUGUGUGCAAAGGACACGAGCGUGGUGUUGAUUCAUUGGCAACAAGUCAAUCGUGCAAACUACUCGCAUCUGGCAGUUGGGACACAAUGCUAAAGAUAUGGUCAUGUGAACAGCAUGACGAUGAUGGCGAAGUAUCAAGUAAACGGCUUAAGGGUGAACAAACUCGUACACCAAUCAAAACGUUAUCCGGUCAUCGUGAAGCUAUCUCUGGCAUUCAAUGGUUGAACGAAGAAACCAUUUUGACCGGAUCAUGGGAUCAUACGUUGCGUGUAUGGGACUUGGAGCAAGGCGGCAUCAAAUCCGAAAUCAACGGCAAUAAACCAAUUUUCGAUGUUAGUCACUCCAAACUAAACGGAUUGGUCGUUACCAGUUCGGCAGAUAAAAAUGUUCGCUUGUACGAUUUGAGAAGUAAUUCUGGAACCAUCGUCAAGAAUACAUAUGCGGGGCAUACGCAAUGGGUUCAAUCGGUUUGUUGGUCAACAACUGAAGAGAAUUUAUUUAUUUCCGGUUCGUAUGAUAACUACGUGAAAUUGUGGGACAUGAGAAGUCCAAAAGCACCAUUAUACGAUUUACUUGGGCACGAAGAUAAAGUACACGAUUGCGACUGGUCAAAUCCAAAGUACAUGAUUUCAGGAGGUGCUGACAACACGGUUCGCAUUUUUAAAUCAAAGAAAUCCAUUUAAUUUUAAAUUAUUUUAUUGAGUAUCUGAAUAAAAAUCCACGAAAAUCCGUUUAACAAUUUGAA